AUGGACGUGGAUGCUGAGAGAGAAAGGAUCUCCAGGGAGAUCCAGCAGCUGGAGAGGAUCUUGGACCCCUGCUGCUCGAGCCUCAGCGUGGAUGUCUCGGAGUCCAGUCUCGACUCAGAUUCGGAUGCAGAUUCGCUGCCCGACGAGGACUCGGACUCAGACGCCGCUGGCCCACUGCUGUCGGAGGAAGAGAGGUGGGGUGAGGCCAGCAACGACGAGGACGACCCCAAGGAGAAGGCGCUCCCUGAAGACCCGGAGACCUGCCUGCAGCUGAACAUGGUCUAUCAGGAGGUGGUCCGGGAGAAGCUGGCAGAGGUCAGCCUGCUGCUGGCCCAGAACCGGGAGCAGCAGGAGGAAAUCAUGGGCGACCUCGCAGGUGUCAGGGGCCCCAAGGUGAAGGACGGCAGGAGCCCGCCCCCGAACCUAUACCUCGGACACUUCAUGAAGCCCUACUUCAGGGACAGGGUCACGGGAGUGGGGCCUCCUGCCAACGAGGACACGCGAGAGAAGGCUGCCCAGGGCAUCAAGGCUUUCGAGGAGCUCCUGGUGACCAAGUGGAAGACCUGGGAAAGGGUCCUGCUCAGGAAGUCGGUGGUGAGUGACCGCCUGCAGCGGCUGCUCCAGCCCAAGUUGCUCAAGCUGGAGUACUUGCAGCAGAAGCAGAACAGGGCCACGAGCGAGCUGGAGAGGCAGGUCCUGGAGAAGCAGGCCAGGGAGGCGGAGAAGGAGGUGCAGGAUAUCAAUCAGCUCCCGGAGGAGGCCCUGCUAGGCGACAGGCUGGACGGCCAUGACUGGGACAAGAUCUCCAACGUCAAUUUCGAGGGAGGCCGCAGCACGGAGGAGAUUCGCAAGUUCUGGCAGAACUACGAGCACCCGAGCAUCAACAAGCAGGAGUGGAGCGAGCAGGAGGUGGCUCAGCUGAAGGCCGUCGCGGCCAAGCACGGCCACCUGGACUGGCAGAGGAUCGCCGAGGAGCUGGGGACACGCCGCAGCGCCUUCCAGUGCCUGCAGCAGUACCAGCAGCACAAUCCAGCCCUGAAGCGCAAGGAGUGGACGGAGGAGGAGGACCGCGUACUCACGCGGCUCGUGCAGGCCAUGCGCGUUGGCAGCCACAUCCCCUACCGGAGGAUUGUCUACUACAUGGAGGGGCGGGACUCCAUGCAGCUCAUCUACCGCUGGACCAAGAGCCUGGACCCCGGCCUGAAGAAGGGGCUCUGGGCCCCAGAGGAGGACGCGAAGUUGCUGCAAGCAGUUGCCAAGUAUGGGGAGCAAGAUUGGUUUAAAAUCCGGGAAGAGGUGCCAGGUAGGAGCGAUGCCCAGUGCCGAGAUCGAUAUAUCAGAAGGUUACAUUUCAGCUUGAAAAAGGGACGAUGGAAUCCUAAAGAAGUGGAGAAGUUAAUUGAAUUGAUAGAAAAAUACGGUGUCGGUCACUGGGCAAAAAUAGCCUCUGAACUACCCCAUCGGUCAGGCUCCCAGUGCCUGAGCAAAUGGAAGAUCAUGGUCAGGCAGCGGCAGCGGCAGGCCCGGCGGCGGGCCCCUCGUAGGGCGCACUGGAGCCCCAGCAGCGGGAGCAGCAGUGACGGCAGCUGGGAGGACUCAGAGCCCGAGGCGGCCCCGAAGGACGCCCCAGAGGAGGCCCAGGCGGGCAGCCCGGAGCCGCCGCCAGCUCCGUACACUGUGCCAGACAUGGACCUGUGGGUGCCCGCCCGGCAGAACCCUGAGGAGCUGUGGGGAGCGGGCGCUGGGGGCUGCCCACGCCCUCCUGAGGGCCCCGACACGGCCCCGGCCAUGGCCCCGGCCCCCGCAGGGCAGCUGGCCUCCAGGAGGCGGAGCACCAACCCAAGGAGCAUCAGGUGCCUCUGCCCAGCCAUUGCUCACUGCUGGAGCUCCGAGGGGCCGCUGGGCAAGGUGGGUGCAGGGGGCGGCAUGCCCCUGCCUGGGGGUCGCCGGGGCUGCGCCCAGUGCCUGUGUCCCAGAGGCCUUUUCCUCCCACAGCAGGAGAGGCCUGGCUCAGCCCCAGGACCCAGCCCUGGUAGCAGCAGCAGGGACGAGGCCAGGCCCCGCGUGCGGCCACCAUGGGCCAGGACCAUGCAACAGCGCCAGGGGCACGCCCUGCAGUGGAGGCUCCUGGAGCACAAGCUGCUGAUGGCUGUGAGCCCGUGGGUGGGAGAGGUCGACCUGCUGUGCGUGCGCCCGAGGCCCGCCAUGCGGCCGCGUCGAGCUGAUGGCAUCAGGAGACAGCUGCAGGGCGCCCACUUGGCCAGCACCCCAGUGUUCGCCCUCUUCAUUCAGCUGUUCCAGAUUGACACGCCUGGCUGUGUGGAGGUGGUUCGAGAGAGGAAGGCCUGGCCGCCUGCCCUGCUCCAGGCUGGGGCCUGGGACCCGCCGCCCCCGCAGGUGAGGACUGAGGGUGACGUGCGUUCUAUCCUCCCCGCAGGCUGCCUCACCCAGAGCGUGCCGGCCCAAGGGGCCGCAAAGCAGGGCACCUACCCUGAGGUGGGCAGAGGGACGCAGGCCUGCUGCACAGCGUCCAUGCCCCCAGCACUUGCCCCGGCCCCGUGCAGACCCCGGCCCAAGCCCAAGACGGUGUCUGAGCUGCUUCGGGAGAAGCGUCUGCGGGAGGCCCGAGCCAGGAGGGCCGCGCAGGGCCCCGCCAUCCUCCCGGCCCGCGUGCUUGUCUCCUCGCCCGUGGUCCUCCAGCCGCUGGCCCCCCCAGCUGCCCCAGUGCCCAGCGUCAUGCUCUCCAGGCCUGGAGGCCCUCCGGUGGCCAGUUCCACUGCUUCAGGCUCCUGGGUGCCAGCCAAGGAUGAGCAAGCCCCGACUCUGCACGCCUCUGCCCUCGGCCCGGCCGCCUCCAGGGCCCCCGGUCCGGUCCCUGCGAGCUGCCCGCUGAGUGCUCUUGGGCAGUCUCAGAGCCCUGCCACGUCCCGGAAGCAGGGCCUGCCCGAGGUGCCCCCCUUUCUGCCAGCAGCCCCCAGCCCCGUCCAGCUGCCCAUCCAGUCCCUCAGCCUGACGCCAGCCCUGGGCACGCCCACGGCAGCUGGCAGCUCUCUGCCCGUCACCUGGGUCCUCACAGCACAGGGGCUGCUCCCCGUACCCCUGCAGGCCGUGGUGAGCCUGCCAACGCCGACGGGGGCUCCUGACCCCACACGGCUGUCAGUGACCCUGCCGCCCUCACCCACUGAGACCCCAGCCAGCCGGGGCCCCAGGUUCCCUGAGCAGAGCCGCCCUGGGCCACCAGCAGCCAGCACAGACUCGGAGCCAGAGCCUCCCUGCAGGACAGAGUCCUUGAGCGAGAGCCCCGCAGAGGUGGCCGAGGCCUGUGGCCUCGUGGGACUCACCUCCCCUGGGGAGGCCCUGGCGGCUGGGGAGACAUCUGCACCCACGACCCGCUCCCAGGAAACGCCCCUGGCCCACCACCCAGUGACCGGGCCCCCUGGCUCCAGCCCACCGCCUCUGCACGGGGCCCCAGGGGCUGCCUCAGGGCCCAGGGAGCCCCGGCCUCUGGACCUGGAGGAGCCCCCGCUCUCCUGGCUGGGGCUGGAGAACGAAGCCCUGGACUUGAGCCUCCUUUCCCAGGAGAGCGAGGCCGCUGCGCGGGAGUGGCUAUGGGGGCAGCGAGGGGUGACUGCGCCCACCCCAGGGAGCCGGCUGGCCUACCAGCCGCCCAUGCUGUGCAGCCUGCGGGCGCUGUCCAGCCUCCUGCUGCGCAAGAAGGACUUGGAGCACAUGGCCGCGGUCCUGGCACCCGGCGGGCCGGCCAGCGCCCUGCAGGCCUCGCUGGGGCGGGUGCGCGAGCGGCUCCGCGACAGCCCGGCCUACCUGCUGCUGCGGGCGCGCUUCCUGGCCGCCUUCACCCUGCCGGCGCUCCUGGCCACCCUGUCCCCCCGCGGCGUCCCCACCACCCUGUCGGUGAGCACCGGGCCUGACCCCGAGACAGACAGUGACCAACUCGACCCGGAGGAGCCGGAGCUCACCGACAGUGAUGGGGACCCCACCCAGGUAGGCUGUCGUGGGCCCUCAGCCCCUUUCCCACGGGGCCCUCACCGGCGGGGAGCCCCGGACCCCAGCCAGGGCCCUGCCCCUUCCUGCCCAGACAGCCCUGACGACCCAGACGUGCUGCAGACACGGCGCUUGAGGCACGUCCGCAAGCGGCGGCGGCUGCAGUGA
Messenger RNA from Rangifer tarandus platyrhynchus (Svalbard reindeer), 4170 nucleotides. Lineage: Eukaryota; Metazoa; Chordata; Mammalia; Artiodactyla; Cervidae. The record is from the annotation of a GenBank genome assembly.